AGGAGUGCUAAGGAGAGACACAGAGGGCAAAGGGAGGGGCGAUAAACACAACAAGGUUACAAAUGAGAGCUGCAGGGAAGCCAAAAAAAAAAGACAGAGGAGGGAAGUAGGCAGUAAGUUUCAAUAUUACAACAACAGCAAUCACUUUUAGCUCAAUAAGUCAAGAGCAAACAAGGGAGACAGAAGGAAGGACAGAGGGAGAGAGCGGGAAAGCCGGGAGAGCAACAGUUGAGUGUUGACUGAGGGAGUGAAGAGAUUAAUGAAAAAGAAACCCCAAAAAAAAAACGCGCGAGAGAGGAGUUAAAGCAGUAGAUACACACUCACUGACAGGACUGGACUCCAGCACUGUGCACUGAGACCAGCACAACAAAGAGGACAGGGGGAAAGAGAGGUUAUUGCAGGACAUUAGGGGUACGCUAUCACACACUAACCUGUACUUUCUUAAAUAUGUGUGAAAAACGUGAGCGGUAGGACAGACGGACACAAACACGCUCAGCUUUCUCUUGAUGACAACACCAUGUUGAUGAAAGAGUACAGAAUAUGUAUGCCAUUGACAGUGGAUGAGUACAGGAUUGGUCAGCUGUACAUGAUCAGUAAGCACAGCAGUGAGCAGAGUGGAGGGGGGGAGGGGGUGGAGGUGAUAUGCAACGAGCCCCAGUCCCAUCCCCAGCAUGGUCCCGGGCAGAUGACUGAAAAACGCAUCUACCUCAGCAGUAAGCUCCCAUCCUGGAUGAGGACUUUUGUCCCGCGGAUCUUCUACAUCACCGAGAAAGCCUGGAACUUCUACCCCUAUACCAUUACUGAGUACACAUGCUCCUUUGUUCCCAAGUUUCACAUCCGGAUCGAGACCAAGUUCGGGAAUGACAAUGGACACAACGAUAAUGUUUUUGGGGACAGCCCCACCCCUCCUGAGAGUGUGAGUCAUCUGGACAUCCUGACUGACCCCAUCCCCGAAAAGCACUACAAAAAAUCAGAGGACCUGAGCUGUUGGGAGUCUGAAAAGACUGGCCGGGGCCCCCUACAGGCUGGUUGGCGCAAUACAACUCACCCCAUAAUGUGCUCUUACAAGAGGGUCCAGUGCAGCUUUGAGGUGUAUGGACUGCAAGGGAGGACAGAGGAAUUCAUACACAAGAAUAUUAGAGACAUCCUGCUGGUUGGGCACAGGCAGGCUGUGGCUUGGACUGAUGAAUGGCAUGGAAUGACUUUGGAUGAGGUCAGACAAUUUGAGAGGGAGCUACAGGAGCAGACCAACAACAAGGUGAAAUCCACACAGAACAACACAGGGUCGGCAUCGAACCCUCGCCCUGCCUUCUCCCGCUCCAUCUCUGUCACGGAUGAGCCAUCCUUGAAAAAGAUGGGGGUGAGGACUCCGACGAUGCCUGACUCGUCUCAGCCUCCAACCCCCAUGCGACUGCACUCCACCCCUGAGUGA
Megalops cyprinoides (Indo-Pacific tarpon) is the source of this 1432-nucleotide messenger RNA. RefSeq names its product phosphatidylinositol transfer protein cytoplasmic 1b (gene pitpnc1b). The record is from RefSeq and is a predicted model, not a curated record. The transcript has 10 exons. Gene Ontology annotation, cellular component: cytoplasm. Bases 518 to 1432 code for a protein of 304 amino acids. Gene Ontology annotation, biological process: phospholipid transport. NCBI's taxonomy places the organism in Eukaryota, Metazoa, Chordata, Actinopteri, Elopiformes, Megalopidae. Gene Ontology annotation, molecular function: phosphatidylinositol binding; phosphatidylinositol transfer activity.